Pieris brassicae (large cabbage white) is the source of this 672-nucleotide messenger RNA. RefSeq lists its product as uncharacterized. Lineage: Eukaryota; Metazoa; Arthropoda; Insecta; Lepidoptera; Pieridae. The record is from RefSeq and is a predicted model, not a curated record. The coding region runs from base 22 to 672 and encodes 216 amino acids. The transcript has 2 exons.
AUAGAGGCCGCAGCACGGGCUAUGGGCAAAGAUUGCUCCAAUGGGAUUUUUAGCCCUACAUGUUUAAAAAUAGAGGCCAUAUCGCUUUUGGAGAAAUUAAAUUCCAGGGAAGAACUACAGUUGCUCCCAGGCGUCAGUGUUGUGAAAGAAGAAAAAGAGAACAGUAGCAAAGCUGAUGAGUUUGCUGCGGAAUUAGCCAGGGCUCUGCCAUCAAAACCUGAUGAGAGGCUGGAUAAAUUCCUUCUUUAUAGAUUAGGAACCUAUUUGGAUACCCACUCAGUGAAGCUUAGGUUAUUGGAUGAUGGUGCUUCUGAGGAUGCGAGAGCUUUGAUUAGUGAAGGAAGAGGGAAGGGAGGUGGUUUCGGUGGUGGUAAGAAGGGUGGCAUGGGAGGACUAAUGGCUGCCGGGCUUAUGAUGAAAGGUACUCUAAUGUCUAUGGGUAUGGGGGCACUCGCCCUUUUAGCGGGAAAGGCGCUGAUGACAGCGGUUAUGUCACUGGUAUUGUCAGCUGUCAUUGGCCUAAAGUCUCUGACAUCGGGCGGGAAAUCAACCACAUACGAAAUAGUAUCUAAGCCUGUUUAUUCACACUCGCAUUCACAUUCCACGGCACAUGAGGAUGCGGGGAGCUAUGGACACUCUGGGUAUGGUAGGAGCAUAACUGCAAGACGUUGA